AUGGUUUGCGGCGCAUUCCCAGAAAAUCCAAUAACAAAAGAUGUCAAUUCACAAACUGUUCUUGUUGAUACGUUAGCGCUCCCAAAUGCCAACGUGUCAUCACAAGAGCAACUUGUUUCUUUUUCUAAUUAUACUUUCUCUUGUGCACAUACUACUCUUCUUAAACGCUUACCAAAAGGUGUCACCGGUUUAGCUUCGUUAGGUCGGUCCAAAGUCUCGAUCCAAGCCCAAAUUAGUUCGACUUUUUCCACUCCUAAUUGCCUUGCAAUUUGCUUUCCCGGUUUACCAAAAUCAACCGGGGUCGCUUUCUUUGGUUCACGUGGACCAUACUAUGCUUUUCCUCGAUCCGGUAAAAUUGACCUUGCAAAAUUUCUUAUUUACACUCCACUUAUUGAAAAUCCAAUCGGUUCAGGAGAUACUGUGAUUACCUACGUAAACAAACCAUCCAAUGAGUAUUUCAUUGGGUUGACUUCUAUCAGAGUCAACGGUAACAAGCAAGUUCCAAUCAAUAGUUCUCUACUAACUAUCAACAAGGAAAACGGUUUUGGUGGAACCAAGAUUAGUAGUCAUGUUCCAUACACUCUUCUAGAGUCUUCUAUUCACAAAGCCUUCACAGAAUUGUUUGUAAAAGAAGCAAGUUCUUCUAGUUUCAACCUUACAAUAAUAUCUAAUCCGGUAAAACCAUUUAGUGUGUGCUACUCUGCGGAAAGGGUCACGGUAACAAAUGGUGGUCCAGUGGUGCCUACCGUUGAUCUUGUAUUGGAUAGAGAUGAUGUUGUUUGGAAGAUUGAUGGGGCAAAUUCAAUGGUGAGGGUUGUGAACAAGAAAAAAGAGUUGGAUUUGUGGUGUUUGGGUUUCGUUGACGGUGGAGUGAAUAACAAAACUUCGAUUGUGAUUGGAGGGAAGCAACUUGAAGAGAAUCUUGUGCAGUUCGAUCUUGAAUCAAACAGAUUUGGAUUUAGUUCUUCACUUGCAUCUCGUUCUCUUUCAUGUGCUGACUUUAAGAUCGUUGACUUUGUCAAUGCAAGCACAUAG
Molecule: messenger RNA, 1035 nt
Organism: Arachis ipaensis
Lineage: Eukaryota; Viridiplantae; Streptophyta; Magnoliopsida; Fabales; Fabaceae
Source: RefSeq, a predicted model, not a curated record